AUGGUCUGUGAUACACUGGUAUAUCAUCCCUCCGUGACGAGAUUCGUCAAAUUUCUAGAUGGCUCAGCUGGCAGAGAAAAGGUUCUCAGAUUACUGCAGUAUUUAGCAAGAUUUUUAGCAGUACAGAACUCAUCUCUCUUGGCCAGGCAAUUACAAGCUCAAUUUACCACAGUCAGAAAAUUUCUGAGGUUUCUGAAGCCUUUAAACCACUUGCAGGCAGCUGCUAAAUUCUACGAUAACAAGUUGGCCAGCGACAACGUCGUUAGAGUCUGCAAUGUUUUGAAAAACAUCUUCUUUGCUGCAUAUUUGUCGUUAGAUCAAGUCAAUCUUUUGAGAAUUUUGAAAGUGAUUCCUGUAACCGUUCUUACCGGUAAGAAAAUACCUCGCUGGUCCAAUUGGUGUUGGCUGUUCGGCCUCCUAAGUGGUCUGGCUAUGGAUCUUCGUAAGAUCCAAACAUCUCAUGCCCAGAUUGCUGCGUUUGUCAAGGCAAAAUCACAAAGCCAAGGCGAUGAGCAUGAGGAUCACAAGAAGGUACUAGGGAAGGCAUACCAAGACAGGUACACCGCGUUAAGAAGACUAUUCUGGGAUGCUGCAGAUUCGUUCAUCGUCCUCAACAACCUAGGGUACUUGUCUAGCAACGAAGAGUAUGUUGCGCUAUCCGGUGUUGUCACAUCUAUCCUUGGUAUGCAAGACAUGUGGAAAGCUACAUAG
Molecule: messenger RNA, 711 nt
Organism: Saccharomyces cerevisiae S288C
Lineage: Eukaryota; Fungi; Ascomycota; Saccharomycetes; Saccharomycetales; Saccharomycetaceae
Gene: PEX11
Product: Pex11p
Exons: 1
Coding region: 1-711 (236 amino acids)
Biological process (GO): peroxisome fission
Cellular component (GO): peroxisomal membrane
Source: RefSeq, marked reviewed